AUGGAGCAACAAACGCAGCAACAGCAGCAACAGGAACCGGAAUGUUCCAUCCCGCUAACAAGUGGCGCCACUUGUUCCGAGGAGCAACAGAGCUUGAUGCUGUUUGACACGCUGAUCGAACUGUGUCGCAACAAUAUCAACUUUUUCGAGAGCGAUGAAACGGAAACCGGUUUACGAUUGCACGGAGCCUUUGUCGGGCUGAUCGAUCACAUCGAGAUGGCCAAACCACUCGUCCGAACGGUGCAAGAUUUCAUGCACGAGUAUGACUUCGAUCCGAGCGUACCGGGCAACGGGUUCCGCAGCUUCCUGUACGUCGUGGAGUGUUGCGUGAAGACGGCCCUCAAGUUGGCCCGUUACGUGAUGGAAAACCGCAGCACGAUACUCUUCCGGAAGGCACUGUACGUGAAGGAGGUCGAAGCGUACAACCAUCUGAUGGCCAGUCUCUGCACCUGUUUGCAGCACGCGCAAACGUUGCGCGAAUGGACCCGCGAAUCGGGCGACCUGUUCCCGGACGAAUCGCACUCGGUCGAGGAGCUGUUUGCCCGUGGUGGAAUUAUUAAUCAGUACUGUUUUUACGGACGCUGUUUGGGAUUUCAGUUUUGCGAUUCAAUUAAACCGCUGCUCAAGUUCAUAUCGAUUGGUAUGGCGGGAUUCUCCGAGGGUUACUAUUCGGAGGGUGGACGCAUCUCGAAAGCAACCAGCCUGAUGUACACGAGCACCAAGUACAUGCUCGAUCCGGAACUGCGCGCCCGUCGGAUUGUGAACAUUUCCCAAAACUCCAAUGUGGACUUUUGCAAAGCAUUUUGGUUUUUGGCCGAAUCGGAGAUGAUGCACUCGCUGCCAUCGUUCGUCGGCUUCAAGGUGAAGGUGAACCGGGUGAUAACGAUCCCACCGGAACCGAUACAGCUGAAAAUGUGUGGCGGCGAACCGACGGAAGAAGACAUCUUUGUGGACAUUCCCAUUCCGAAGAGUCACGGUGGUGCGGCCCCUAUCAAGGCACGGCUUAUAUCGGCCGUCAAGCGGAAGGGCAUGAUUGGGGAGCGAAGCAACUCCCAGCGCAGUACCAUCUAUCCGGCAUCGCGUGGACUGCUGUUUCAUUGUCACGGUGGUGGCUUUGUGGCACAGAGCUCGAAAUCGCAUGAAUCGUACCUGCGCGAAUGGGCCGUCUCGCUGAACGUGCCGAUCCUCUCGAUCGAUUACAGUCUUGCCCCGGAAGCUCCAUUCCCGCGUGCGCUCGAGGAAGUGUUUUAUGCGUACUGUUGGGCACUGCGCAACUGUGAGCUGCUGGGAACAACGGGCGAACGGAUCAUACUGGCUGGGGAUUCGGCGGGCGCUAAUCUUAACCUGGGCUGUGCAAUGAAAGCGAUCGAGCUGGGUAUACGUCGUCCGGAUGGAAUCUUUAUCGCGUACUGUCCGGUGCUCAUCAGCUUCGUACCGAGUCCGGCACGGAUGCUUUGCCUGAUGGAUCCGCUGCUUCCGUUCGGGUUUAUGAUGCGUUGCUUGAAGGCGUACGCGUGCCCCAGUUUGGAGGUGUUGGAGGAGAAUCGGAAGCGUCACGAGCAGCGACAAGCGAUCGUAAAUGCUGGGCAGCAGAUGAAAAACAAUAAUGUGACUGUAAUGGUACCGGGCAGUGAGAGGAAGGAGGAGCAGGAUAAGACGCCGGAUCGGUCCGAUUCGGGGGAUGAUAAUUCGAUGUGGGAACAGCUAAACAGCGCCAACACGGUACAGCUUCAAAAUCAGCAUCUCAGCCCGGUAAGCGACACGGCUAGCGAUACGCUGGCGCUCAGGAGCCAAUCGCUUGGGAACACUAUCGACAUCAUCAGCCCGGACGAGAGCAACACCAUCACUUCGCUGGAGGAAGACUCACAGCCCAUCACACUGCAGCAGGUCAAUUUGAAUACGGAGCGAAGCAAUGUGACCGUGGUGGACGAUUUGGAUAUGGAUAUGCCGAGCGACAUUAGCUCGGAGCAGAACACAAACCAAAACGUUUCGAACUUUAUCAAUAGCUACGUCCUCGAUACGACUACCAAUGCUGCUGGCGAGCUGGAACCGAUCCUUCGUCCCGUUUCUCGCUCCCAGUCGGAGGAGAACAUUGUGCUGGAUAUUGGCCGGGAAGCGAUAAGCGUACAGAAUCUACAGGAACGUGUAACGACGGCCGCAAGUAAUUUUGUGAGCAAAGUGUCAAACACGUUCACCAGCAUAACGGCUUCGAAACCGAUCGCUACCGGCGGCGGUUCGCAGAAUGAGCUGCAGACGAAUCUCGAUGCACUGAUCGCUCGCAGCCCGUCCGACGAGUUUAUCUUUCACGUACCGAAAGAUUCCCACCUAUCGCCGUACUGGACUUCUGAUGAAGUGUUGAGUCAAUUUCCACCAACAAAGAUUUUAACCGUCGUUCUGGAUCCCUGUCUGGAUGACUGUGUGAUGUUUGCCAAAAGACUGAAGAGCUUAAACCGGUCCGUUUCGCUUGAUAUUCUGCCCGGAUUGCCGCAUGGCUUUCUGAACUUUGCUACCAUCUCCAAAGAGGCUCACGAGGGUUCAAAGCUGUGCGUGCAGCGUAUUGCCGAGCUGCUCGAGGUUUCGACCACACUCGACGAUCCGGGCACCAAGCAGGGCUGCUGUUAGCAAAAAUGCUGGUAACGCUGCUGC
Messenger RNA from Anopheles maculipalpis, 2646 nucleotides. RefSeq names its product hormone-sensitive lipase (gene Hsl). Gene Ontology annotation, molecular function: sterol ester esterase activity; triacylglycerol lipase activity. The coding region runs from base 1 to 2622 and encodes 873 amino acids. Gene Ontology annotation, biological process: cholesterol metabolic process; triglyceride catabolic process. The record is from RefSeq and is a predicted model, not a curated record. Gene Ontology annotation, cellular component: cytosol. The transcript has 6 exons. NCBI's taxonomy places the organism in Eukaryota, Metazoa, Arthropoda, Insecta, Diptera, Culicidae.